Molecule: messenger RNA, 2346 nt
Organism: Neltuma alba
Lineage: Eukaryota; Viridiplantae; Streptophyta; Magnoliopsida; Fabales; Fabaceae
Exons: 9
Coding region: 1-2346 (781 amino acids)
Source: RefSeq, a predicted model, not a curated record
AUGAAGAGGAAACCUUCAUACAUUCCACAUGAGACUUUUACCUUUCUUGAGAACAGUCCACGACAAAUCACCAGACCAAGAAAUCAUUCAGGGACCACAUACGCAAAUUUUCCAAAAAGGAAUGCAGAUUGUCCAGUGUACUUAGGAAAUGCUAAUGGCAAACCAGAGAUGUACACUCAGGAAAAUGAUGUUCUGCAAAGAAAUACAAACCCAUCGAAUAGGUGCAAGCCAAGAAGACCUGCACUUAAGGACAUUUCAAAUGUUGCAACAAAUUUGGAAACUGAAUUCCAGAACUAUACUAGGCCUGGAGAACUUGAGUUCAGGAACAGUGUAGUUAGGCGAAGAAGCAGUAGAUUAGUAGCAUUUGAGAAUCUCAAUCAACGUAAUGAAGGCCUUGUACUAACAGAGGAUACUGUAGAUGUUGUUGCAGAAAAUGCUGAGGCACGGUAUAGGAAUCUAAGCUUUUGUUUUGACGGACCUUGUGACACUGGCAGUGAAGUUAGUAUAGAUGAGUAUGAUAAUGGUGAUCAAACUUCAAAUACCUUAACAUUCAUUGAACCUGACCAUACAUCUAUGAAGGCGCACAAUGGUAAAGCCACACAAGUUGCAGGAUACGUUGAUAUAGGGGAUCCUACAUUUAAAUGCCAAAGAUGUGGUGCACUAAUGUGGUUCAAUGAGAAAGUUGGAUCAAACAAGUAUGCUAGAAACCCAUCAUUCUCAAUGUACUGUCUUAAAGGAAAAGUUCAGCUUCCUCCUCUAGAUCAGUUUGUAAGAUUAUUUUUUGACAAGAAGACACCAUCUUCAAGAAACUUCCUCACAAAUAUAAGAACUUAUAACAAUAUGUUCUCCUUUACUUCUAUGGGUGGUAAAAUUGAUUACUCAAAGAACUCUGGUGGUGGUCCCUAUUCAUUUGUUUUGUCUGGCAUUAACUACCAUAGGAUUGGAAGUUUAUUACCUCCUAAAGGAUCAAAGCCUGUUUACUCCCAACUGUACAUAUAUGAUACUGACAAUGAAGUAUGCAACUGUAUAUCUGCUGUAAGCAAGCAUAUGAAAGAAUCAGCCAUUGAUAAUAAUAUUGUUGAUCAUAUCAAGAAAACCCUUGAUGAUGCCAACCCUUUUGUAAAACAAUAUCGAGCAGCAUCAUCAAUGAUCAAGAAUGACCAAAACACUGAUGUGAAAAUUUGUUUGAUCAGUACAAGAAGGAAGGAUGGGCGGAAUUACAAUUUGCCGUCUACUUCAGAGGUUGCUGCUUUAAUUGUUGGUGACAUUGAUAUGAAUUUCGGUAGAAGAGAUGUUAUAGUUCACAAGUUGUCAGGCUUGCCACAACAUAUUGAUGAAUUGCAUCCUUCCUAUCUUCCACUCCAAUACCCAAUAUUGUUUCCUAGAGGUGAGGAUGGUUAUCGUGACAAUAUAGAACAUCGUGAAGAGACUCUUUCUAAUACUAAGAAGAAAAAGCGGGUUAGUAUUAGAGAAAGCUCAAAGUUAUUAUGGGUCAGAACGCACCAGAAGGAACUUAGGGCAGAUUUGUAUCAGGGAUUGACAGAUGCGCUAUUAACUGGAGAAAGAAGUGCAUCGUCCACAGGGAAGCGUAUAAUUCUUCCAUCUUCCUUCACUGGAGGGGCACGUUAUAUGGUUGGCAACUAUAAAGAUGCAAUGGCUAUUUGUAGAUGGGCAGGUUACCCGAGUAUUUUCAUUACAUUUACAUGUAAUCCAGCUUGGCAAGAGGUCACACGAUUGAUGGAAAAUGAAUCAUUAUCUAGUGCUAACAGGCCGGAGAUAUUGUGUAGGGUUUUCCAUAUAAAGCUUAAGGCUCUUAUGGAUACAAUCAAGAAGAAGAAGAUAUUUGGUACUGUUAUUGCAGAUCAACGUGAUCAACCUAAAUAUCCGGAGGAUGUGGAUAGGGUAAUCUCUGCAGAAAUACCUAACUUGGAUGAAGAACCACAGUUGUAUGACUUAGUUAAGAGGUUCAUGAUACAUGGCCCAUGUGGUCGUUCAAACCCUAAGUCCCCUUGCAUGAAGGAUAAUAAGUGCAGCAAGUAUUUCCCCAAGAACUUUGUAGAACAAACUAUUGUUGAUGAUGAUGGAUAUCCUACAUAUAGGAGGAGAGAUGAUGGGAGGACAAUUGAAGUCAAAGGCAUUCCUCUGGAUAACCGGUUUAUUGUGCCUUAUAACCCCACAUUGUUAUCUAUGUUUGAAGCUCAUAUUAAUGUUGAGAAGUGUAACCAGUCAUCUUCAAUCAAGUACUUAUUCAAGUAUAUUAGUAAGGGAAAUGAUAGAGUUGUGGCAUCUAUUUAUGAGAGCGCUGGGGACGGAUCUUCAGGCCGGCCGAUUGAUGAGAUUCAAUAG